Messenger RNA from Astrephomene gubernaculifera, 1566 nucleotides. The record is from the annotation of a GenBank genome assembly. Lineage: Eukaryota; Viridiplantae; Chlorophyta; Chlorophyceae; Chlamydomonadales; Astrephomenaceae.
CGGGAGGCGCUGCCGUACGUGUGCGAACUCAUCCAGGCAGGAGGCGGGUGACGCCGUGUUCGUGCCCAGCGGCUGGCACCACUGCGUGGAGAACCUGGCCGCCACGCUGUCGAUUAACCACAACUGGGUCAACACCCAUAACGCACAUUGGAGCUGGGCGCUGCUGAGGGCGCAGUACGCGCAGGCAGCGGAGCAGAUUGAGGACUGCAGGCCGCUGUGCGCUGCUGAUGAGUUCGAGGAUCUGGUCCAGGGCAACCUGGCGGCGGAGGCGGGGCUGGGCUGGGGCGGGUUCGUGGAGCUGCUGGGGUGUGCGGUGGCGAGGGCGCUGAGGGACAUGGACGCGGACAUGGACAUGGACAUGGACAUGGGUGGCAGGACAUGUCAAACGGCCGAGGAUGGCGCUGCUGCUCGCCGAGUGGUGGAGGAGAUGACUGUUAAGGAGGCGGAGGAGGCUGGCGCGUUGUAUAUGAAUGGGCUACUGGCCUUGCAAAGGGCAGGUUUGGUGCUCAUAGACUUUGUCCAGGCGUCUGAGGAGUUGGUGCUGGCACCGGCGAGGAAAGAGGCAGCGCGAAAGACGCGCCGCGGAGGGGAUGCGAAGGAGACGGAGGACGCGCUUCGGCGCUUGCAAGAGAAGCCAUCCUUCACAAGAGCUAACGAUUUGCUUCUAAUAUGCCAGCAGAAGCUUGGCCCGUUGUUAACUUAGUCGGUUGGGUCUGCCGGAGUUCAGUUGCUGUCAGUUACCCGCGAAGAGACACUCUUGCGUGUUGUCUGUGAUAUGUCGCUCGUUAAGAUUCACCUGACAUAUCCUUCUUGACCGACUCCUAUAACUUCGCGACAAGCGUGCAUUCUUUUCCAAUUUUGUUCUAAAGUUCUUCUUCACCUUAAGUUCGCGGCCUUAUAGAUGCGACGCUCGGACAAAAUAUAUAAUUGGAUAACAUAGGCGUAGCAGGUUCCUUAACUUGCACACAGUGCUGCAGCGAGGGCUUUCGCAUUGUAUGUUCCCUUGCGUCGCACGACAACGAGUAGCGGUUGCGCUCCUUUUGGCGACCUCCUGGCAGAUCGUAGCUGGCCAAACGCUAUGCCUCAAGUUCUCUACCGCGGCCGGACAAACUCAAUUCGAUGAUGCCUGCUGGGCACAAGACCCCUGCGGCCGCAAUGUCACCAUCCCAGCCGCCUGGAACUACUCCACCCCCUGCCCCUCCGCCUCCUCCUCCAACUCCUCCACCGCAUGCGAGGCCCUGCCAGCGCAGUACGGCAGUUGUACUGCAUGGAUCCAGAUCUCCAACACCACCCGGGUGGCCUGCCGCGCGCUGCAGUGCUGCGCCAGCACCUACGGCCAGCGCUACAACGCCACCUACUGCACCCCCAAGAAUGUGACGUGCAUGGACAGCGGGCCGGGGCUCAUAUCGUGCAUGCCGUACUCGGCAUGUCCGGCAGGCAGUGUCGUAUCCGCAUCAGGGGGCUGUGUGACGGCGCCGCCCACAUCCCCGCCGCGACCGCCCUACCCACCGCGCCCGCCGCCCUUCCCGCCGCCAUCUCCCAAACCACCCUCUCCCAGCCCUCCCC